Penicillium cinerascens is the source of this 1278-nucleotide messenger RNA. RefSeq lists its product as uncharacterized. Gene Ontology annotation, biological process: protein phosphorylation. Gene Ontology annotation, molecular function: protein kinase activity; ATP binding. Bases 1 to 1278 code for a protein of 425 amino acids. Lineage: Eukaryota; Fungi; Ascomycota; Eurotiomycetes; Eurotiales; Aspergillaceae. The transcript has a single exon. The record is from RefSeq and is a predicted model, not a curated record.
AUGGCGAAAACUGAGGCAUCCACCGGAAACACGACAGAUUUUGGUGACUUCGUGAAGGAUGAAGAAGAGGAGCUUGAUCUCGAAGAGCUUGUUGAGCCAUGGCAUAGGUACGAAACAGAGGAGAACCAAAAUGUCCUCUAUCCCAUUCGCCUUGGGGAAUUGCUCAACGAGAGAUACCUGGUUGAGCAUAAACUUGGCUUUGGUGGUGGCUCAACUGUCUGGAUGGCGUUUGACCUGCAAGACAAGAAAAACGUAGCCCUCAAAGUCAUGGCCCUAGGGAAAUGGGGCGACAACGAAAUUCGAAUCCAGGACGAGAUUAUCAAAACGGUACAGGAUAUCUCUCGCCUGGUUAUAUAUGGUGCGACUUUCUUUCUACCCCGAGACGAUAAAAGCUACCAUAGGGUCUUGGUGUUCCCCAUGAAAGGGCCAUCCAUCUGCACCCUUACCUUAAAAACGACUCCAAUGGCCUCUCGUAUGUCUGCUGCUCGACAGUUACUGGAGACCGUGGCAAGUUUACAUAAAGCUGGAAUCAUACAUCGCGGUGAGCCGACAUCCUCUUAUUUUGUUUUCUUAUAUACUAAGAGAAAUGAUGUAGAUUUGAAUGCAAGGAACUGUAUGUGGGGAAUGACUCCUGUCGAUGAUCUCAGCAGAAGCGCCAAGUAUGAGUUACUCGGUCGGCCUUUGAAGCAGAUAAUACCAUUUGUCAAUCUCUGGAAACAGGGCGAGCUUGUGAGCCCUGUCAAAGUUCCUGAAGACCUUCGAACAGAAGAAUUCUAUCUCUGUGAUUUUGGUUUAGCAAAGAAAAUUGGCGACCUCACCACUCAACACGGCUACCCACCUAUGCAUUAUUGCUCUCCGGAUCGACUUCAUCAGCAAGAGCCAAGUUUCGCUUGCGAUAUGUGGAGCUACAUGGCUAUUUUCUCUAUGCUCUACCUUACAUUUCCUCCGUUUCCCACAUUUCUCGAGGGCGGAGUUGUGAGUGGUAUGGUUGAAUGCUUAGGCCCCCUACCUGAGCAGUGGAAAGGUCUCUACACACACCCCGGCGGACUUGAUUCAUGGUAUGAUCAGUCUCAAUCUCCCGAUCUCGAAAAUGACCUUGCUGCGAAAAUUGCAUAUCAUCGUCCCGAUACUGAUCUGGUCGAGCGGCAACAUGUGCAAUCUAUCAUGUCGAAAGUCUUUAUCUACGACCCAGAAAAACGGCCGACCGCAAUAGAACUUUUGCGAGACCCUUCGUUCAGGGCCAUCAUGGACCGUUACGGGUGUGGAGACUCGAAGUGA